Symbiodinium necroappetens is the source of this 805-nucleotide messenger RNA. The record is from the annotation of a GenBank genome assembly. NCBI's taxonomy places the organism in Eukaryota, Dinophyceae, Suessiales, Symbiodiniaceae.
GCCGAUGGUGAAGGCCGUGAAGGCGGGGACGAGCAAGAAGGCUCCUGCAGCGAGCAAGGGCAAGGAUGCCAAGCAGGCUACCUAUGUGGAAAUGAACCGCUUCCUGGCGAUGGCAGUCCAGACGACUGCGACCUCUCUGAUUUCGACGAUGACCUUGCUGAAGAGCUUUUCUUGGGCUUUGCACAAGGGGCUGACUCUGCUAGACGUGUUGUGCGAUUGGCUUGUGUGGCCGAUACAAAGCUUCGGAGGUAUUGAUGAUCGAGAGCUGAGGGAGCUGGCCAAAUGUGGCCAGAGCAAAAAGAACGAAUGCCGUGCCCUACAUCGGCUCAUCCACCGCACUGGCCGGACACUACCGGUCAGAAUUUCAGAAGUACAAACCCCUGUUAGGAUUCCUGGGCAGCGUCGAACAACAAAGGUCAAUUUUCCAGUCCUAUAUCCUACGUCCUGGGCUCGGCAGAUUCUCUCUGACGGGGGAAAACUACUUUUGGCGGGGUUCUCCAUCGAGCAAGAAGAGCAGUAUCGAGACACAUUUAGAACAUUCUGGAGCAGGUUCUACAACUUUAGGCCUGACUUGGACCUCUACCAGCAAAGCAGCUUUGAUGCAUCAACUUGCAUACCGGUAGCACUUCACGGUGAUGAAGGCCGUGGGAAGCUUCGUCGAGCUAUCAUGAUACUAUCACUGCAGCCGGUAAUAUCCUACAAGGGCCCAAUGUACACCAACAUGAGUGGGCCCCAUGUCAUCAAGCGAACAACAAUUGUGUCUAGUUCGAUCGAUAAUCUAGGCCUAGGAUUAAACAAUUUUUGA